Molecule: messenger RNA, 2827 nt
Organism: Microbotryum saponariae
Lineage: Eukaryota; Fungi; Basidiomycota; Microbotryomycetes; Microbotryales; Microbotryaceae
Source: the annotation of a GenBank genome assembly
AUGCAAAUCCCACGCAGCCGUCCUCUGCGAGUGCUCGUCAUCGGCGCUGGUCCAGCCGGGCUGACGACAUGCAAGACGUUGCUGCACUUCCCCUCCGACUCGGCCGCCGAUCGCGACUCGGAGCGAGUGUUCGACCCCGUCAUCGUAGAGGCCGAUGACAAGCUUGGCGGCACGUUCGCCCAGAGGAGUUAUGAGAACGGCACGCUCGUGUCGAGCAAGCAGUUGACCAGCUUCACCGAUUGUCAGUCCACACGCGCUCCGUUGCAUGGGUCUAUCGGCAGUGUGGGCGAUCUGAUCCCACCGCGGUCCGCGCCCACACCGCCGUGAUCAUGAAUGCAUGAGCACCGAGCUCACCCUCGUUUCUUCUCGCCAGACCGCUUUCCCUUGGCACAACACGACCACGUCGCCAUGGAUGAAUACGUCGCCUACCUCAAACGUUACGUCGAUCGCUUCGGCCUCGCCUCCACCUCGGGUCACGCGUGGCAGGGCUCCGUGUUUGAACACAAGUCGAGGUUGCGACUCAACACGAGGGUCCUCAGGAUGGACAAGGAUGGCAAAGGCGGCCACGAUGUUACGAUUCGGGAUGCAGAUGGUGAGCUGGAUAGCGAGCGGGUUCUGGAGCCGAGAGCCGGAGAAUUUUGCUUGCUAAGUUUGCUCUCCGUCACUUCGGACACAGGCAAGGAGACCAUCGUCAACGUGCAAGCGGUCGCAGUGUGCACAGGGCUCCACGUUCUUCCCGCCGUUCCGACCAUCCCAGGCCUCCCCCAGAACCUCGUUCCGCAAUCACCCCCCAUCACGACCCCUUCCUCCCUCCCAAUCCACCCACCCACAAGCGACUACCCCAAGUCCUCGCAGCGUGAGGGCGUCCGGGUCAUCCAUUCCUCGCAAUACAAGUCCCAAUCCGAGUUCAAGGACCGCAAAGUUCUCAUCCUCGGAGUUGGAGAGACUUCGAUGGAUCUUUCAUACGCCGCUAUUCAAGGGGGUGCGACUGAGGUCACCGUUGCCCAUCGGGGAGGGUUCCUCAGUUUUCCUAAAGUUCUCAAUGACUUUAGUGUCUUUGGAUUCAAGUUUGAAGGCAACCUGCCUAUCGAUGGUCUGGUCAGUUUGCACGAGUCGCAGAAACUUGUGGGCGCAUCGAUGCUCACUCUCAUUCCUUUUCGACGUCCCUGCUAGAUUACGAAUCGUAGGUACUGAACCCCGACUAUCGCAUAAGAAUAUCCCGUGAACUAACUGAUACCCUGUUCUUUCGCACCCGCUACUGACCACCAGUGUUUGAAGUCAGUGUGAUUCAGCUUCUCACCCCAGGAAUCGCGUUCCGACGCUGACUCCUUGACCUCGCACGCAGACGGCCUAUGUACACCCCUGGAUCGCCUCCUCCCGCAUGCGCUGGCACAUCUCGGACUUUUUCGUGAAGCGAGUCAUGGCGUUCCUCACAGGUACCUCGGCCGGAUGUGGGCAAUGGGUCGGCUCCUUGCCUCCUUCUCGACACGGCCGUGCUUUUGUCUUCUUGAAGUGAGACCAAUUGAACCUUCGUAGCUUGAGCGCAUUUCCAAAGCUGAUCACCGCAUCCUAAACACCACUGCAGCAAAAGCUCGAAAGCGAUGCCUUACAUCAACCGACCUCACAAACCGCGUUUCCGCAUCUUGGCCAACAUCCUACGCACCGAUUACCUCGAUCCUCAACUCCCCGACACGCCGUGCAAAGAAAUCGAACUCGCCAUGUGGCCUUCCCACAUCGACGAAACAGGCAGAGUGCACUUCACUCCUGCCCGGGACUUACCCCAAUCGAAUGGGAUUGAAAGGAUCGAGGAGAAGAGGAUGAAGGGGAAGGUCAUUCGACCUGAUUUGGUCGUGUUUUGUUCGGGGUAUAGGCAGGAUUGGAGCUGGUUGGGGGAGGGGUAUCCUAAGGGACCGGGAGAGGUCGAUGUGAGGGAGAUCGCGGAUAGUCAUGAUCUCACUGUUGGGUGGAUCGGCUUUGUUCGAGUAAGUCAUUCGAUCCUGUGUGAUUACGAGUCUGGGUUAGCUGAAGAUGUGAUCGCCGAACCUCGACUUCCGCAGCCCGGUGUGGGUGCGAUUCCUUGCAUUGCCGAGCAGCAAGCGAUGCUUUGGUCCCUUUUACUCGCGCAGAAGGUCCCCGUUCCUACCACAGAACCUCACUACCGGUUAUUAGCGAGCAAGACGGCCCGAAUUCAAUAUGGGUCAGGGUAUUAAACUUACGUUCGGCGCGGGAGGGGUUGUGCUGAUCUUUGGUCUAUCGUCGGCCCGACCUUACGCAGUGUCGAUCAUUCGGCCUACAUGUCGACCCUGGCCAAGGACAUGGGUGCCGCACCUUCGUUGCUCGAGCUUUACAACAAGUACGGAUGUCACGUCACGCUCUGCUAUGCGUAAGUCCCUCAUUCAACUCGUUUUUGCGCUGCACGAAUGCUCACAAACCACGCAUCUCACACGUGACGCAGGUUCGGCGCCGCCUUCGGCCCCUUCUAUCGACUCGUCGGACCUUUCGCAGCUCCUGAACAAAUGCGAGAAGUCGUGACGACCGAGAUUUGGGAAACCAUCACCCGUCGAGGCUUGUUGGGCAACUUGUUCAUGGGGGUGGUGAGCCCACUCCACUGAUGAUUUGAAGUCCUAGGGAGCUUGCUCGACUGACUGUAUGGCUGCUUUCCAACUAGAUUCCUAUGAUAUUUUAUGGCAUCGUCAAUUCACUUGCGUUUGCGGUGGAGUUGAUUUGGAUUGGGUUGGGGAAACCUUUGGUUGAUGAGAAUGGGCAUAGGAGGAAGAACGGCUCGAUGAAGGGCGAGAUGGCGAAUGGGAGGGUCAAGGCGAUGUGA